Molecule: messenger RNA, 7888 nt
Organism: Rhinichthys klamathensis goyatoka
Lineage: Eukaryota; Metazoa; Chordata; Actinopteri; Cypriniformes; Leuciscidae
Gene: cacna1c
Product: calcium channel, voltage-dependent, L type, alpha 1C subunit
Exons: 48
Coding region: 685-7248 (2187 amino acids)
Biological process (GO): calcium ion import across plasma membrane
Cellular component (GO): voltage-gated calcium channel complex; membrane
Molecular function (GO): high voltage-gated calcium channel activity
Source: RefSeq, a predicted model, not a curated record
GGAAGCAGUCAGGGAGUCUACAGGGGAGGGGGUUUGGUCGUCAGAUCAUUGCAGAGAGGCUGGUGGUGUGCGCUCUCUCUCUCCGCAGGGCCACAGACUGACUACUCCCCUUUCUCUCCAAUAUGGACUGGACGCGGCCGAUUCUGCACUCUGUUUCCUAACGAGGCGCGACGCAAACUACGCCUGUUGUGGAACAUCUCAGAUGGAGUCGAUCAUAUGCGAAGAUCGAAGCCCGUGAGAUCUGGAAUAUACACACCUUUUACCUUUUGCUGCGCUUUCUGAAACGGUCUCUGAAACUACGCCCGCUUUUCCUGCGCUUCUUCUGGCUGUUGCAGCAUCCUUUUCGAACCGUUUCCGAGCCAAUCGCGCCGAUUUGAUUAUCGAUUAUCAGCAAGCGGCGCUGGUAUCAUGUUUCUUAGGUAGGGCCCGGAUGUUCCAAAGAUGCACUGGUUCGUUUUCUUAGGUGGCUCCUGCGAAUAUCCUUUCCUGAUCUUUAGCUCCAUAAUGGGGAUCAGGUAAUAUUAACUAAGCCGCGAGAGAAGGAAUAUCUUACGCUUUGCGUUUUUCAUUUUUUGCUUCCCCCUUUUUCUUUCAUUUCUUUCCCUUGGGUUGUUUUUUCCUACCCCCUUCUCUUUUUUUACAACCUUUUCUUCAUUUACCUUCGGAUAAAGCUGGACCACAUAUAUGGUAAAUGAAAGCAAAAACAUGUACAUACCGGAGGACACCCUUGAAAACCAUCAAGGCUCCAACUAUUCCAGUCCGUCGUUGGCUCCGGUCCCCAGUCUGAAUGAGGACGAGGGUGUGGGGGGCGGGGGUGGGGUGUUGGGUCUUGCACCUGAACACAUUCCCACCCCUGGCGCCCCCCUUAGCUGGCAGGCAGCCAUCGACGCGGCACGGCAGGCCAAGCUGAUGGGCACCACCGGAGCCCCGAUCUCCACCAUAAGCUCCACGCAGCGCAAACGCCAGCACUACACCAAACCCAAGAAACAGGCCAGCACUGCCUCCACACGCCCACCCCGAGCCCUUCUCUGCCUCACUCUUAAAAACCCCAUCCGCAGGGCGUGCAUCAAUAUCGUGGAAUGGAAACCGUUUGAAAUCAUAAUUUUGAUGACUAUUUUUGCAAACUGUGUGGCCUUAGCUGUCUACAUCCCUUUCCCUGAGGAUGAUUCCAACGCAACCAACUCAAACCUGGAACGGGUGGAGUAUCUCUUUCUGAUCAUUUUUACGGUGGAGGCGUUUCUGAAAGUUAUUGCAUACGGGCUGCUGUGUCAUCCUAAUGCGUACCUGCGGAAUGGCUGGAACCUGUUGGAUUUCAUCAUUGUGGUGGUAGGGCUCUUCAGUGCAAUAUUAGAGCAGGCCACUAAAGGAGACGGUGGGACUUCAAUGGGAGGCAAGGCUGCGGGGUUUGAUGUUAAAGCCCUGCGAGCCUUUAGAGUGUUGAGACCUCUGAGACUCGUGUCUGGAGUACCUAGUUUACAGGUGGUGCUGAACUCCAUCAUUAAAGCCAUGGUUCCCCUCCUGCACAUCGCUCUGCUCGUUCUGUUCGUCAUCAUCAUUUAUGCUAUCAUCGGCCUCGAGCUCUUCAUGGGCAAGAUGCACAGAACCUGUUUUUUCUUCAAAGAUGGACACAAAGGUCCUAUAUCUGAAGAGAAGCCAGCCCCCUGCGCCCCAAGCUCCGCCCAUGGACGACACUGCUCCCCGGCCAACUUAACACAGUGCAUGAUGGGAUGGGAGGGUCCAAAUGACGGAAUCACAAACUUUGAUAACUUUGCAUUUGCCAUGCUGACUGUGUUUCAAUGCAUCACGAUGGAGGGCUGGACUGACGUCCUGUACUGGAUGCAGGAUGCCAUGGGUUAUGAGCUUCCGUGGGUCUAUUUUGUCAGUCUGGUCAUCUUUGGAUCCUUUUUCGUUCUAAAUCUGGUUCUGGGUGUGUUGAGCGGAGAGUUCUCUAAAGAGCGAGAAAAGGCCAAAGCUCGCGGCGAUUUCCAGAAGCUCCGUGAGAAGCAGCAGCUGGAGGAGGAUCUGAAGGGCUACCUGGACUGGAUCACGCAGGCGGAGGAUAUCGACCCUGAGAAUGACGACGAGGGACUGGAUGACGACAAACCUAGAAAUCGGAAGACUCAUCGUUUACAGUACAUCCGUGGAGCGGUGAAGAAAAAAGCGGCUCUGCUUCGUAAGGCGUUGAGUAUGCCGGCGAGUGAAAAUGAGUCAGUGAACACUGAUAAUGCUCCAGCUGGAGACAUGGAAGGAGAGACCUGCUGUACCCGUAUGGCAAAUAGGAUCUCCAAAUCCAAAUUCAGUCGAUAUUCACGCCGGUGGAAUCGGUUAUGCCGGCGCAAGUGCCGCGCAGCAGUGAAGUCAAAUGUGUUCUACUGGCUGGUGAUUUUCCUGGUAUUUUUGAACACACUUACCAUUGCCUCAGAGCACCAUCAGCAGCUAGACUGGCUCACCAAUGUUCAAGAUAUCGCCAAUAAGGUGUUGCUUGCUCUUUUUACCGGUGAGAUGCUGCUGAAGAUGUACAGCCUGGGCCUACAGGCCUAUUUCGUCUCCCUUUUUAACCGCUUCGACAGUUUUGUGGUGUGCGGUGGGAUUCUGGAGACCAUCCUGGUGGAGACAAAGAUCAUGUCACCCCUCGGUAUCUCUGUGCUGCGCUGCGUACGUCUGCUCCGCAUCUUCAAGAUCACCAGGUACUGGAACUCUCUCAGUAAUCUGGUUGCGUCUCUACUGAAUUCGGUGCGUUCGAUCGCGUCCCUGCUUCUGCUGCUCUUCCUGUUCAUCAUCAUCUUCAGUCUGCUUGGAAUGCAGCUCUUUGGUGGCAAGUUCAACUUCGAUGAGACCCGCCGCAGCACCUUUGAUAAUUUCCCCCAGUCUCUCCUCACCGUCUUUCAGAUUUUAACCGGUGAGGACUGGAACUCUGUGAUGUAUGAUGGCAUCAUGGCCUAUGGAGGGCCCUCCUUUCCUGGCAUGCUCGUCUGCAUUUAUUUCAUCAUCCUCUUCAUCUGUGGAAACUACAUCCUCCUGAAUGUCUUCUUGGCCAUUGCCGUGGACAACUUGGCAGACGCCGAAAGUCUGACAUCAGCACAGAAAGAGGAAGAGGAGGAGAAAGAGAGGAAGAAACUAGCCAGAACGGCUAGUCCCGAGAAGCGCCAGAACUCUGAGAAACCACCUCUGGAGGAUAAAAAGAAAGAGGAAAAGAUUGAACUAAAAUCCAUCACUUCUGAUGGAGAGACACCAACUGCCACCAAGAUCAACAUAGAUGAGUACACGGGGGAGGAGAACGAAGAGAAGAAUCCAUAUCCUGUGAACGAUUUCCCAGCAGGAGCGGAGGACGAGGAAGAGCCAGAGAUGCCAGUAGGUCCUCGUCCACGUCCACUCUCCGACAUUCAGCUGAAGGAGAAAGCCAUCCCCAUGCCAGAAGCCAGAGCUUUCUUUAUUUUCAGCCCCAGUAACAAGUUCAGGGUUUUGUGUCAUAAGAUUGUAAACCACAACGUCUUCACCAAUUUAAUCCUGUUCUUUAUACUGCUGAGCAGCAUUUCACUGGCAGCGGAGGACCCAGUGAAGAAUGACUCAUUCAGGAAUCAGAUUCUAGGCUAUGCAGAUUAUGUGUUUACAGGAAUCUUCACCAUAGAGAUCAUAUUAAAGAUGACAGCGUAUGGAGCGUUCCUACAUAAGGGUUCAUUUUGUCGAAAUUAUUUUAAUAUUUUGGAUCUGGUGGUGGUCAGUGUGUCUCUGAUCUCCUCUGGAAUUCAGUCAAGUGCCAUUAAUGUAGUGAAGAUUCUCAGAGUGCUGAGGGUAUUGAGGCCCCUGAGAGCAAUCAACAGAGCCAAGGGCCUCAAACAUGUGGUCCAGUGUGUGUUUGUAGCCAUCCGCACCAUUGGGAAUAUCGUCAUCGUCACCUCUUUGCUGCAGUUCAUGUUUGCCUGUAUUGGUGUUCAACUCUUCAAGGGCAAAUUCUACUACUGCACAGACACCUCUAAACAGACACAGGCCGAUUGCAGGGGGUCAUACAUAUUGUACAAGGAUGGGAAUGUUGGGAAGCCAGAGAAAGCUCUGCGUUCAUGGGAGAAUAGUGAUUUCAACUUUGAUGAUGUUCUGCAGGGCAUGAUGGCUCUGUUUGCCGUGUCUACUUUUGAGGGUUGGCCAGCGCUCCUCUACAGAGCCAUUGACUCCCAUACAGAGGAUGUUGGGCCGAUCUACAACUACCGGGUGGUCAUCUCUAUAUUCUUCAUCAUCUACAUCAUCAUCAUCGCCUUCUUCAUGAUGAACAUAUUUGUAGGUUUCGUGAUUGUGACAUUUCAGGAGCAGGGAGAGCAAGAGUACAAGAACUGUGAGCUGGACAAGAACCAGCGUCAGUGUGUGGAAUAUGCCCUGAAGGCUCGCCCCCUGCGCAGGUACAUCCCCAAGAACCCGUAUCAGUACAAGGUUUGGUACGUGGUGAACUCCACCUACUUUGAGUACCUGAUGUUCACCCUCAUUCUUCUCAAUACCAUCUGCCUGGCCAUGCAGCAUCAUGGUCAAUCUCAGUCCUUCAACAAAGCCAUGAAUAUCCUCAAUAUGUUGUUCACCGGCCUCUUCACUGUGGAAAUGAUCCUCAAACUCAUCGCCUUCAAACCAAGGCAUUAUUUUGUUGAUGCAUGGAACACGUUUGAUGCCCUUAUUGUAGUGGGUAGUGUUGUUGAUAUAGCCAUCACAGAGGUUAACGGACUCCAAAACACUGAAGAUAACGCCAGGAUCUCAAUCACGUUCUUUCGGCUGUUCCGCGUGAUGAGGCUGGUGAAGCUCCUGUCUCGGGGAGAGGGCAUUCGGACGCUACUCUGGACAUUCAUUAAAUCCUUUCAGGCUCUUCCCUAUGUUGCUUUGCUGAUCGUAAUGCUGUUCUUCAUCUAUGCCGUCAUUGGGAUGCAGAUGUUUGGUAAGAUUGGCCUGAGGGACAACAGCCAGAUCAACCGAAACAACAACUUCCAGACGUUUCCUCAGGCUGUUCUGCUGCUCUUCAGGUGUGCAACAGGGGAGGCAUGGCAGGAAAUCAUGCUGGCCUGUUCCCCGAACCGCCCGUGUGAGAAGGGGUCAGAGGUCGGCAAUUCCAGUGAAGACUGUGGCAGCCACUUUGCCAUCAUCUACUUUGUCAGCUUUUAUAUGCUCUGCGCCUUCCUGAUCAUUAACCUCUUUGUGGCCGUCAUCAUGGACAACUUUGACUAUUUAACACGUGAUUGGUCAAUAUUGGGGCCGCAUCAUCUGGACGAGUUCAAGAGGAUAUGGGCGGAAUACGAUCCUGAGGCCAAGGGUCGGAUAAAGCACCUGGAUGUGGUGACGUUACUGCGCAGGAUUCAGCCUCCCCUUGGAUUUGGAAAGCUUUGUCCACAUAGAGUGGCUUGCAAGCGGCUUGUGUCCAUGAACAUGCCUCUCAAUAGCGACGGAACGGUGAUGUUCAACGCUACUCUCUUUGCCCUAGUACGGACGGCUUUACGAAUCAAAACUGAAGGUAACCUGGAACAAGCGAAUGAGGAACUCAGGGCCAUCGUGAAGAAGAUCUGGAAGAGGACGAGCAUGAAGCUGCUGGAUCAAGUUGUUCCCCCUGCUGGAGAUGAUGAAGUAACAGUGGGGAAGUUCUAUGCCACAUUCCUGAUUCAGGAAUACUUCAGGAAAUUUAAGAAGCGCAAGGAACAGGGCCUGGUGGCCAAAAUUCCCCCAAAGACUGCGCUUUCACUGCAGGCUGGCCUGCGUACACUGCAUGAUAUGGGUCCUGAGAUCAGAAGAGCGAUAUCAGGAGACCUGACCGUGGAGGAGGAAUUGGAGAGAGCCAUGAAAGAAACCGUGUGUACUGCUUCUGAGGAUGAUAUCUUCAGGCGGUCUGGGGGCCUCUUCGGUAACCACGUCAACUACUAUAACCAGAGUGAUGGUCACGCCUCCUUCCCACAAUCCUUCACAACACAGCGGCCAUUGCACAUCAGUAAAUCCGGGAGUCCCGGGGAGGCAGAAUCUCCCUCUCAUCAGAAGCUCGUCGACUCCACCUUCACUCCGAGCAGUUACUCUUCCUCAGGAUCCAACGCAAACAUCAACAACGCCAACAACACAGCCAUCGGACACCGGUAUCCCAAACCUACCAUCAGCACAGUGGACGGACAAACGGGGCCUCCCCUCACCACCGUCCCACUGCCACGGCCCACAUGGUGCUUUCCUAAUAAGAGGAGCUGUUUCUAUGAUUCUUUCAUGCGCUCUGAUUCCAGUGACAGUCGUCUCCCUAUAAUACGCAGAGAGGAAGCGUCUACGGAUGAGACGUACGAUGAAACAUUUCUAGAUGAGAGAGAUCAGGCCAUGCUCUCAAUGGACAUGCUGGAAUUUCAGGAUGAAGAGAGCAAGCAGUUGGCUCCCAUGGUGGAGGCGGAUGUAGAGGAGGAGAGGAGGCUGUGGCAGUCUCCACGGCGCCGGGCCUUUCUCUGCCCCACUGCACUGGGUCGACGGUCUUCCUUUCACUUGGAGUGUCUGAGAAAACAUAACAGACCUGAUGUUUCUCAGAAGACAGCACUACCACUGCACCUAGUGCAUCAUCAGGCUCUGGCUGUUGCUGGGUUAAGUCCCUUGCUGAGACGGAGUCAUUCUCCGACGCUGUUCACGCGUCUGUGUUCCACACCUCCUGCGAGUCCCAGCGGCCGCGGCGGGGGAGGGCCGUGCUACCAGCCCGUUCCUUCUCUGCGGUUGGAGGGCAGCGGAUCUUACGAGAAACUCAACAGCAGCAUGCCGUCUGUGAACUGCAGCUCGUGGUACAGCGACAGUAACGGCAACCACAGCAGGAGCGUGCAGAGGAUGCAGCGACCCGUGUCCCUCACGGUUCCGCCGGUCUCGCGCAGAGACUCCACAUCCCUGGCACACGGGAGCGCUGGCAGCCUUGUGGAGGCGGUGUUGAUAUCUGAGGGUUUGGGUCGGUAUGCACACGAUCCCACCUUCAUCCAGGUAGCGAAGCAGGAACUAGCGGACGCCUGCGACAUGACCAUGGAGGAGAUGGAGAAUGCCGCUGACAACAUUCUCAAUGCUAACGCGCCGCCCAACGCCAACGGAAACCUGCUACCCUUCAUGCAGUGCAGAGACACUGGCUCGCAGGAGUCCCAUUGCAGCCACGCACUGGGCCUCUCCACCCCCACAGGCUCUGAUGAGCUGCUGGGGACGGAGUUAGACCAGUCCGAGGGGGCUGGGCAGAGGAACAGCGCUCUGAUGGACGACGAAGAUAUGGAGUGUGUGACGAGCUUGUAGGGGGAACAGCAGCAGCACGGAGGACUUCCUGUCUUAGCCCAGCUCUCUCCAAGGACACUGCUGUCCUGCAGUCUGACCCGUCUGUUGCGUGUACCUACCGUAGGGGUAUAAGGCCAUUCUGCUUAGCUGAGACCGAGUUGGUUUUUAGUUCGUCUGUGUGUUUGCAAGAGCACGAGCGAGUAGGCGUGUGUACAUGUUUGUGUGCGUGUUUCUAAAAGUGCCUCACAGUUCUCACAACCUUGAUUGCAGUAAGGAAAUGAAAAACAACCCUGACCGAGCAGGGAAUUAAGGGAAAAGAUGCGAUGUUGUUGCUCAAGCAGUGGGAUCUGUCUGCCGGUGGGAGGACAGAGCGAGUUUGCGCUGACCUGUGUGUGUGAUGGUAGGACUCGACGGCCGCCUCAUCGGCGGGGACGUGUUGUGCCGAGCAGGUGGAUCUUGUCGGCCCAGGAGCCGUCAGGGGUUCAAGAGAUGCUCAGAGAGACACACUGGAGCGGCUCUCUCAUGCUCGCUCUCUUUCCUUUCACGGGACUGUCCAUCUAUCCAUCCAUCUGUUCAUCAAGAGAAAUGUCAUCCGUCUCCUUUUCGGCUUUCUUGUUCAGUUAAUGAUUUUUGCUGCUUUUUAAAUUUGAUUUCCACCCAU